Carya illinoinensis is the source of this 507-nucleotide messenger RNA. RefSeq names its product isoflavone 7-O-glucosyltransferase 1-like. Bases 45 to 431 code for a protein of 128 amino acids. Gene Ontology annotation, molecular function: UDP-glycosyltransferase activity. The transcript has a single exon. NCBI's taxonomy places the organism in Eukaryota, Viridiplantae, Streptophyta, Magnoliopsida, Fagales, Juglandaceae. The record is from RefSeq and is a predicted model, not a curated record.
GGGUGCUUGGAAAGGACCAAGGAUAGGGGUUUCGUGCUGAGACAAUGGGCUCCGCAGGUGGAGGUUCUAAGUCAUGCCUCAGUGGGGGGACUCGUGACACACACUGCGGGUGGAGCUCGACGCUUGAAGCGGUGAGUGCUGGAGUGCCGAUGGUUGGGUGGCCUCUAUUUGCGGAGCAAAGGCUGAACAGAGUGGCAAUGGUGAAGGAAUUGAAGGUGGCGUUGGUAGGGAAGGAUUCGGAAGAGGGGUGGGUGAGUGGGGAGGAAUUGGGAAAGCAAGUGAGGGAGUUAAUGGAGUGGGAAGAAGGGAAAACGGUGAGAGAAAGGGUAACGGCCAUGAGAGAUGCUGUUGUGGAAGCCUGGAAAGAGGGCGGGUCCUCUUGCAUUGCUUUGGCAAAGUUGCUUCAGCCGUGGCUUUCGUCGACGGAAUAAGACUGGUUGUGUUGACUUCUUGUCCUAAACUUGUGCGUGCGAGUAAUUGGGUGGAUUUUCCAAAAUUCGUGGGAUG